Molecule: messenger RNA, 4285 nt
Organism: Zea mays
Lineage: Eukaryota; Viridiplantae; Streptophyta; Magnoliopsida; Poales; Poaceae
Exons: 10
Coding region: 164-1012 (282 amino acids)
Biological process (GO): protein insertion into ER membrane
Cellular component (GO): cytosol
Molecular function (GO): protein binding
Source: RefSeq, a predicted model, not a curated record
CCAAACAGACCCUGACGAUCGCUUUAAGAUUCGCGCAAGCACGAUCACCGCCCGUCAAGAGGCGAUUCCUUAACUGACGCUGCGACUCCGAUCACCCAUCACCGCUGCCCUCUCUCCUCUGCCUACGCCGGCGCCGACGCCGGGGCUAGACCGUCGGGGAGUCAUGUCGCGGUCUUUGAGCAUGAGAGGUAGCAUGAGGUCGCGCCGCGACCUACCUCCUCCCGGGAAGACAAUUGAAAGGCUUGAGAGUAUGGUUGAUGGAGGAAAUUUCUAUGAAGCUCAACAAAUGUACAAGUCAACCAGCGCAAGGUAUAUUGCUGUCCAUAAGUAUUCAGAAGCCUUGGACAUCCUUCAAUCAGGCGCUUUGGUACAAUUGAAGCAUGGACAGGUUACCUGUGGUGGUGAACUUGCUGUCCUCUUUGUUGACAUCCUCAUCACAGGAGAGUUUCCAUAUAGUGAACAAUUUUUUGAUCGUAUCAGAAAGAUAUAUGAGGCAUUCCCAAGGAUAACCGUUCCACAUUUCCUUGGAGAGGACUAUGAUGAUGAGGGACAUAAAUUGUCUGAAGCUAUUUCUGCUGCCAAAGUGCGCGCAGAGAGUUGUUCAUCAUUCCUGAAAGCUGCCAUCAGGUGGUCUGCUGAGUUUGGAACAUCAAGAAAUGGUUCUCCUGAACUGCACGUUAUGUUAGCAGAAUACAUAUAUUCAGAAUCUCCAGAGACGGACAUGACUAAAGUUUCAAGUCAUUUUGUUCGUGGAAAUGAUCCAAAAAAGUUUGCUUCUAUGCUGGUGAACUUUAUGAGCAAGUGUUACCCUGGUGAAGAUGAUACUGCAAUUGCACGUGGGGUCCUAAUGUAUCUAUCUCAAGGGAACCUGAGAGAUGCAAAUUUACUUAUGGAUGAGAUGAAGGAACAACUAAAAUCUGUUAACUCGGAUUUUCCGAAAACAGAUUUGAUUCAGUUCAUCAUGUAUCUUUUACCAACUUAUGAUCAAAGGCAAAUUCUGCUUUUAUUUUGAUGUGUACAAGGCUGUAAAGGAAGUUAAUAGGCCAAUUGGACAGGUGCAGCUUCUCUUUCUUUUCUUUUAGUAUUAGAAUAGUUUCCCUUCUGUCUUGUCAACUUCAUGGUGAGCUUUGGUUAAUGUUUUUUUUUGGGUUUAGAUCAAACCUUUAGGUUUGUUUAAUGAUCUGCUACCGCAUCAUGCUUUGCUUUCUCAAACAUAUAAUAGUAUCACAGGGGUUAUAUUUGAACGGCGGUAUCUUUUUCUCUCUCGAACGCGCAGGAGAACCGUGCCCCAUUAUAUAUUUAAGCAGAAAAAGAGGGUGGUCUUAAAAUACCAAUACAAGAGGCCUCCUUACGGAGGCCAGUAGCAAGUAUACAUAAAUGAAUCCAUAAAAAACGGCAACAAUCAAAGGAAACCAAAAGGCCCUUCUUGAUUCUCAGCUAAUGGUGCUGCCAAGUGGGAAAGACCCUUGGCACCAGCAAUCUCCCAUUUUUUCCUUUCCUCAUCCACAACUCUAAGACUCAUGAUAACACUAGGGCUGCAGCCAUCAAAGACGCAUUUGUUUCUAUGUUUCCACAAGAUCCAGGCUCCCAGGAUGAUAAGGGAAUCAAGUCCUUUUUUGGUGAGUCCAUUAACAAUAUCCCCACCGCUUCCCACCAGUCUAGAUAUGAACCAACAUCCGGUUGAGGAGCCAAAGAAUGCAGACCAAAUUUCCAUAGCAGCAAAUACCAGAAUUCACUGGAGAAAGAACAGGUAACAAGGAGGUGAUCAAUAGUUUCAUCCUCUUGAUCACAAAGGGGGCACUUCUCAGGAUGAUUUAGCCCUCUUUUAGCAAGCCUAUCUGCUGUCCAGACUCUUGUGAUGAGGGAAAGCCACACACCCUACAAAGAAACGACAUUUUGGCAAGGCCCAAGUUUUCCAAAUUCUCUUGUGAUGAGGGAAAGCCACACACCCUACAAAGAACCAUUCGUAAGCAGACUUUGUUGAAUAGGUGCUAGUAGGAGCAUUCAUAAGCAGACUUAUCCUUCCAAAACUUUGUAUUUGUGCCAUCUCCCACCUCAGCAAGGACCACCUCUGUAAAGAAAGCUCUAGCUUUUCCAGGAACUUUUAUGGGGAGAUUAGACCAUGGGCGUAUGGGAUCUGUCUUUUGCAACCAGAGCCAUCUUAUUCCAAGGGCCCCAACAUAGUUCUAGAAAACUAGAUAUGCCAAGGCCACCAAGCUGCAGUGGACGACAAACUCUUCCCCAGGCCACAAGGCAGUGACCUCCUCUUGCUUUCUUCCGGACCCUCCAAAGAAAACCCAUGCGUAUUUUAUCAAUAGCAUCUAGACCCCAUUUUGGAAUAGCAACUACCAUGGCAAGGUACACCAUCAUACUUGUGAGAACAUGCUGAACCUGCGCUCUCCUCCCAGCUCUAGUCAUUAGAUCUGCCUUCCAAUUGGGGAGCUGAUCAGCAAUCUUCUCAACAAUUGGUUGGAACUGCUGUUUGGACAACUUAUGCAAGGAUAAAGGCAGCCCCAAAUAUAUGCAAGGGAAAUCAGAAAGACCACCUGGAAGCAUGUUCUGUGCAUCUGCCAAUUCUUGUUCAGAACAUCUUAUAGGAUAGACAUUUAACUUCUGUGCAUUAUUGUGCAAUCCAGAUGCAUCCUCGAACAGUUUUAAAUUAUCAAGAGAAAGGGCCGUAUCAGCUGGAGAUGGAUGCAAUAAGAGAGCAACAUCGUCUGCAUACAUGGAGACCCUGUGAAGUUUCCUCCUGCAUGAAAGUUGUUGCAGCAGCCCCUCUUCUUCAGCCUUUGAAAACAAGGAACCAAGGACAUCCAUUACUAAAAUAAACAACAUGGGUGAAAGAGGAUCUCCCUGACAAAGUCCUCUCUUAUGUAGAAUAUGACAUCCUGGAAAGCCAUUUUUUUCUCGAGUGCGCAGGAGGAUUGCACCAUUUUAUAACUUAAGAAGAGAGGGUACAUGGUCAUUAGAAGACCAGAAAAUACAAAAGAAAAUUACAAAAGAAAAUAAACACAAAAACUAAGAACUCCUUACGGAGGCAAAACAAGCAUACAUAAACUGGUCCGUAGGAACACAACCAUCAACCAGGCGAGACAAAGAUGCCUCCAACCCUCAAAUAGCAGGGAGAGGGGCUGCCAGGUAAGAUAAUCCUUUGGCACCAGCAGCCAUCCACCUACUCUCGUCUUCAAACUGCUUGAGGAUUAAAGACAAGCAAGGAGACCCAUUUUCAAAAAUGCAUCUAUCGCGAUGAAGCCAGAUCAACCAAGCUCCCAAGAUGAUAAGGGAAUUGAGACCCUUUUUGGAGAGCCCAGUAGCUAUUUCUGAGGCAUUUUCCCACCAAUCUAAAAAGGAGGUAACAGCUGGCUGAGGAGCUAAGGAAUGCAUACCGAACUUUCUAAGCGCCUUAUACCAGAAAACCCUGGCAAAGACGCAUGGGACUAGCAGAUGGUUUGUAGAUUCAGCAUCUUGGUCACAUAAGGGGCAAUUGUUCGGACGAUUUAAUCCUCUCUUGGCGAGUCUAUCUGCUGUCCAACAUCUGUUUUGAGCAACAAGCCAAAUGAAAAAUCGACAUUUUGGUGGCGCCCAAGUUUUCCACACUCGCUUAUAGUGCCCAAAAAUCGGCAUUCUGGAAAGCCAUUCAACAGAACCUGAGUAGAGGAGGUGGCUAACAGACCACUAAUGAGAUUUCUGCUGCAUUACUUCAAUCAAGAAGGGCCAGGAUACAAAAUCAAAAGCUUUGGUAAUGUCAAGUUUUAGCAACAGACAUGCCUUGUUCUGUUGAUAAAGAAGUCUUGUGGUUUGUUGAACAAGCAUAAAGUUGUCUUGGAUGAACCUUCCUUUUAUAAAAGCACUCUGAUUAGGUGAUAUCAUCCCAUGAAGCCUCUUGGACAGUCUAGAUGCUAGGAUUUUGGUGACUAAUUUACCAAAACUGUGGAACAAGCUAAUGGGCCUGAAAUCUUUAACAUUUUCAGCCCCAUCCAUUUUAGGAAUCAAAGUGAUAUAGGCUGAGUUUAGACGACCAAAAUUGUCAAACUUUCUUCCAAGUGAAAUGGCAGCCAUGACAUCAGGUUUGAUUAUGUCCCAGCAUGCCUUGUAGAACUUCCAAGUGAAGCCGUCAGGCCUAGGUGCCUUAUCUGAAGGAAGUUGUUUGAUGACCUCCCAAACUUCCUGCUCAGAGAAAGGGGCUUCCAACUCAGACAGAUCAUAAGAAGGCAUUCCCAAAGUCUCCAGAUUAAUAGUUCUCACCCUGUUAUCGCUGGUACCCAAGAGAUUGGUGUAGAAAAGA